Rotaria sordida is the source of this 1499-nucleotide messenger RNA. The record is from the annotation of a GenBank genome assembly. NCBI's taxonomy places the organism in Eukaryota, Metazoa, Rotifera, Eurotatoria, Philodinida, Philodinidae.
GGAACUUUAGUAUUUUAUUUAUUAAUUAGAAAAAUUGUCGUAUUCAUUUGACAUUUUUUUAAUUUAAGAUUGCUGGUGGAUAUGGUGCUGGAAGUACAUCAGAGAAACUUUAUUAUCCAUGGGGACUCUAUGUUGAUUCAAAUCAAGCAGUUUAUGUUGCUGACAGAUCGAAUCAUAGAGUACAACUUUGGAAUUCAGAAUCAAUGUCAGGUAUAACUGUAGCUGGUUUAACAGGUAGUUCAGGUCCUUGGUCAUAUCAAUUAAGUAAUCCAACUGGUGUUACUCUUGAUCCAUAUGGUUACAUCUAUGUUUUGGAUACCGGAAAUUCACGUGUUCAAAAAUGGUUUCCAGACGCAUCUUAUGGCACAACAGUUAUAUCAGCAUCAAUGAAUAGUCCAUAUGGAUUUAUGUUUGAUCUUCGUGGAAAUAUUGUUAUUACUGAUACAAGUUAUCAUCGAAUUCUAUCUUUUGCUAUGACAUGCCCUAAUGCAACAACACCAACAACAACAACAGUAUCACCACCAACUACACCACAAGCUUCAUUAUGUCCAACAGCUCAAUGGAAUCAAACAUUAUCUACAUUAGCUGGAGCAAUAUCAAAUGCAGGAACUACACCAACUUUAUUAUAUUAUCCAUAUAAUAUUUAUUUUGAUGGAUAUCAAAAUUUAUAUGUUGCAGAUACAACUAAUCAUAGAAUUCAAUAUUUUCCUCGCGGCACAACAACAGGCAUAACUGUAGCUGGAAGUUCAGGUAAUCCUGGUAGUGCCUAUGCACAAUUUAACAAUCCAUAUGCAAUUUAUGUUGAUUCAAAUCGAGUAAUGUAUAUAUUAGAUACAAGUAAUUAUAGAGUUAUACAAUGGAAAUUUGGUGACCCAUAUGGUGAUGUUGUUGUUGGUGGAAAUGGAGCUGGUUCAGCAUUAACUCAAAUAACAACAAGUUAUGCUAUGUUUGUUGAUAGUCAAUCGAAUAUCUAUGUAUCUGAAUAUGGUAAUCACAGAGUAACACUAUGGUUAUCAACAAAUACAACAGCGGGAACAUUAGUUGCUGGUGGAAAUGGUGCAGGAAGUACACCAGAACGGUUAUAUAAUCCUUGGGGUAUUUAUGUCGAUUCUAAUCGAGCAAUGUACAUUGUUGAUAGAACUAAUCAUCGAGUACAAUUAUGGCUUAAUGGAGCAAUCAGUGGUGACACCGUUGCUGGGACAACUGGUGAUGCAGGUCCAUGGGCUUAUCAAUUGAAUUAUCCAACAUCAUUGUUGUUAGAUCAAUAUGGUUACGUGUAUAUAUUGGAUUACAAUAAUAAUCGAAUUCAAAAAUGGUUUCCAGGUGCACUUUAUGGGACAACAGUUAUAUCAGCAUCUUUUUACAAUCCCUGUGGAAUGCAAUUUGACCGUCUUAACAAUCUUGUUGUAGCUGACACUUAUUACCAUCGAAUUGUAUCAUUUGGUGUUUUUUGUCCUGCAACAACAACAACAACAACAGCUCCACCGAGUGAGUCAUGA